Strongyloides ratti is the source of this 1587-nucleotide messenger RNA. RefSeq names its product Carotenoid isomerooxygenase. The coding region runs from base 1 to 1587 and encodes 528 amino acids. Lineage: Eukaryota; Metazoa; Nematoda; Chromadorea; Rhabditida; Strongyloididae. Gene Ontology annotation, biological process: retinal metabolic process; carotene catabolic process. The record is from RefSeq and is a predicted model, not a curated record. The transcript is spliced from 2 exons. Gene Ontology annotation, molecular function: carotenoid dioxygenase activity; beta-carotene 15,15'-dioxygenase activity.
AUGGAAGAGACUGAUUGUAAAACUUUAUUUUCUAAUUUUGAUGAAAUACCUGAUGAUAUUGUUUGUGAAAUUAAAGGUAAUGUUCCUACAUGGUUAAAAGGAACAUUAUUAAGAAAUGGACCUGGAAUGUUUAAAAUUGGUGAUACCUCUUAUAAUCAUUGGUUUGAUGGAAUGGCAUAUAUUCAAAAAUAUGCUAUUGAAAAUGGAAAAAUGAAAUAUUCGGCAAAAUAUUUAAAAUCAGAUACCUAUAAUGAUAAUAUGAGAGCAAAUAGAAUAGUUGUAAAUGAAUUUGGUACUUCAGCGUUUUCUGAUCCUUGUAAAAAUAUAUUUAAAAAAUUUUUUAAUUUUUUUUUACCUGAUAAGACAACAGAUAAUUGUUUGGUAAACUUUGUUAAAUGUAGUGAUAAAGUUUAUGCAACCACUGAGACUCCAUAUCUCAGAGAAAUUGAUAUUAAUACUUUAGAGACAGGUGAAAAGAUUGAUAUGAACAAAUAUAUUGCAUUACAUACAAAUACUGCACACCAACAUUAUGAUAAGGAAGGAAAUAUUUAUAAUAUUGGUUCAUCUUUUGGUAAAAAUGCUACAUUUAUUUUUACAAAAACUAUACCACCUAAAAAUAAAAAUAUUGGUGAAGAUGAGGAUAAUUUUAAGAAUACUGAAAUUAUAGGAAAAAUUUUAGCAACAAAUUCAUUGAUGCCACCAUAUUAUCAUUCAUUUGGUUAUACAGAUAAUUAUAUGAUUUUAAUUGACUCACCAUUACGUAUGAAUAUUAAAAAAGUAUUGGGAAAAAAAUUAACUGGAAUUUCAUUUAGAGAAACUUUUGAAUGGCUUGAAAAUACAAAUACAUAUAUUCAUGUUUUAGAUAAAAAAACUGGAAAAAAAAUAGAUAUUGAUAUUGAAAGUGAACCAUUUUUUGUUUUUCAUCAUGCAAAUUCAUUUGAAAUUGAUGAUUUUAUUGUAAUUGAUUUGUGUGCUGUUGAAGAACCAGGAUUAUUAGAUGAAUUUAAUUUAAAUGAAUUAAGGGAAGGAAAAAUUUUACAGACAAAUGAUUCACGUUGUGCAUUUUUACAUAGAAUAAUUCUUCCAACGAAAAUUUCAUCAACAGCUAAAGAAAAUGAUGAUUUAUUAAUUAAUUAUCCUGAUAAAUCACAUAGAUGUCGUGCUACACUUACUGAUGAAGGAAAAGUAUUAUGUAGAGGUGAAAGAUUAUGCCCAAUACCAUUUGAAUUUCCUCAAUUUAAUUAUAAUUUAUGUGGUAAACCAUCAAAAUAUGUUUAUGGAGCAAUAAUACAACGUUUAGAAAAAGAUGGUGAUGCAAUAAUUAAAGUUGAUACAACAACAAAAACAUACAUAACAUGGAAAAAAGAUAAAAAAUCACACUUACCAACUGAACCAAUAUUUAUACCAUCUCCAGAUGGAACUGAAGAAGAUGAUGGUAUACUAAUGUUACCAAUUAUAACAAACUACAAAUCUGGAGAUAAACCAUUUGUAUUAUUUCUUGAUGCUAAAGAUUUAUCUGAAAUUGGUAGAAGUUAUAUACCAGUUCAAUUACCAAUGGGUUUUCAUGCUAUGUAUGUACCAAAAUGA